Theobroma umbraticum is the source of this 729-nucleotide messenger RNA. Its product is annotated as Ribosomal protein S12/S23 family protein. Gene Ontology annotation, biological process: translation. Lineage: Eukaryota; Viridiplantae; Streptophyta; Magnoliopsida; Malvales; Malvaceae. Gene Ontology annotation, cellular component: ribosome; small ribosomal subunit. Gene Ontology annotation, molecular function: structural constituent of ribosome. The record is from RefSeq and is a predicted model, not a curated record.
UUCAGGGUUUAAACUUAGCGGCUGCGGCUACUUCUCUUCUUCGCCUGCAAAUCUCUCCGAACCCUCCUGUCAGUCGAAACGACCUCUCUUAGCCAACAUGGGGAAGACACGUGGUAUGGGAGCUGGACGCAAGCUGAGGACCCACCGUAGGAGGCAGAGGUGGGCUGAUAAGGCAUACAAGAAGUCCAACCUUGGAAAUGAGUGGAAGAAGCCCUUUGCUGGCUCAUCCCAUGCUAAAGGCAUUGUUCUUGAGAAGAUAGGUAUUGAGGCUAAGCAGCCAAACUCUGCCAUCCGUAAGUGUGCUAGAGUUCAACUGAUCAAAAAUGGAAAGAAGAUUGCUGCAUUCGUUCCAAAUGAUGGUUGCUUAAACUACAUUGAAGAGAAUGAUGAGGUGUUGAUUGCUGGAUUUGGACGAAAGGGUCACGCCGUCGGUGAUAUUCCUGGUGUCAGGUUCAAGGUUGUGAAGGUCUCUGGUGUUUCACUCUUAGCACUCUUCAAAGAGAAGAAGGAGAAGCCUAGAUCAUAAGUCUGCAAGGUGGAGGAUGGCUCUUACUGUCUUUUUAUAGUUCUACUUAAAACUGAGAGCUUAUUAUUGCUUGGUAGCUUUUCUGGACAAUGUUUUGUUUAUUUAUCGACUGGUUAUUUUAUUGAAUUUGCCAUGUCAACUCAAUUGAAAAGAUUUUGGUGUUUUAUUGCUAUUCCAAAUCAUUCUCUUCCUCGUGCUAUGAA